CCAGUUAGACAAGCUGAUUGAGAACAACAUGGACUUCAUACGUUUACUGUGUGCAAUUGUUUUGCUUUUCUUUCAACCCUGUCUAUGUGCCAGAGCAGAGAAUGAUAAAAAUAUUAGUAAACCAAAACUGAAAAGUUUGGAUCUUCUCUUAGACCCAACUACAAAUAUGGACUCUUCUAAUGUUACACCAACACAUUUCAGUUGCGUUAAGGGAAGUAACUCUGAUGUUCAACAACAAUGGAUUGCUGAAAUAAGUGGAAACAAAAUUGUCUUAUGUGGCGUCAAAAGGAAUUCGGGAGAACCGAUUGUCAUACUGAGGCGUGUUAAAGGAGGUGUGAAUUUUUCAAGGGGCUGGGUCGAUUAUAAAAUUGGCUUUGGAUCAUUUGAUGGCGAUUUUUGGAUUGGAAAUGACUGGAUUUCAUACCUUACACACAAUGGCUAUAGUGAACUAAGGUGUCACUUUAAAUAUAAAGGAAAAUCCAUGUACAAGGUGUACCGUGAUUUCAAAGUGGGCACCGAAGCAGAUUUGUACAGGCUACAUUUUAACAACAAGACUGACGACCCUCAAGAUCUGUUCACUUACAACAACGGAAUGGCCUUUUCCACAUUUGAUAGAGACAAUGAUAUUUCAAAACGUCACUGUGCUGAAAGAUGUGUUGGCGGCUGGUGGUAUAAAUCUUGCACUUACAUCAAAGUCACUGGAGAUUGGACACGUAUUAAUGAUUGUAAUGGAAUUCGGUGGUCCUCUAUGAAUGGUAAUAUUGAACAUCUGGAAUACGCAGAGAUGCAACUACAUCAAGUAAACCUAAAGUAAAAUAAAAACUGGUCUUCUUUAUCAUGAGGUAGACAUA
Molecule: messenger RNA, 851 nt
Organism: Physella acuta
Lineage: Eukaryota; Metazoa; Mollusca; Gastropoda; Physidae
Product: fibrinogen-like protein A
Source: RefSeq, a predicted model, not a curated record